GGGAAGGGCGGGGCGUUAGACCGCAACCCCUGCUGGGAAGUGUAGUUUCUCCCUCCUCCUCUUCGGAGGGAAGGGCGUUCACUGCACCGGGUCACCGAGGCCAGUCUGCGCAGAGGACACGCUGAACUGCGUUUGGCUGGCUGGUCACACAUCUGGGGGCUGUGUGAGAAGAUCGAGUGGGGAAGGGGAUUUGGGGUGCUGGAGACUGCCCUUUAGGUCACCGAGAGCCAGCCCUACGGCCGCAUUCCGUCCAAGUAAGAAUGGCAGUGACCCAGCACGGCUUGGGGACCCAGUUAGGGGGCCCAGAAAGAGGGAGAUUUAUUCAAACAAAUGUAAAGACCCCGUAACAACAUGUGUGAACCUGACUGCAAGGCUGGGACAAGAUAUGAGGUGCAAAGAAUCCAGUUUCAAUCAAGUUGAGAUGGCCGUCUCCAGGAGGAUUUGGAGAAGAAUCCCAGUAGUAAUUAAAAUUCUCAACUAGCUCUAUUAGGAAAGGUAGAUGGACUAUAAGGCCAUUGCCCAACAAACUGUCCAAGAACUUAUAGGUUACAAUCAAGACACAUCAGGCUGGAAAGUGGUUAAAACUGCAAAAAAGAUCACUGUGUACAGCAAGCCUUCCAAAAUAUUCCCUGGAAAUCUAUACCGUGUUGAAGGAAUAAUUCCAGAAUCAACUUCUAAACUAUCUGAUUUCCUCUACAAGCCUGAAAACAGAGUUACAUGGGAUAAAUCACUGAAAGUGUGCGAUAUGAUGCACAAGGUUGAUAAGGAUACAUUCAUAUGUCACACCAUUACACAAAGUUUUGCCAUGGGCUCCAUUUCCCCCCGAGACUUUAUCGACGUGGUAUACAUCAAGCACUAUGAAGGAAACGUGUAUGUUAUCAGUUCUAAGAGUGUGGAUUUUUCAGCAUGUCCUCCAUCUCCAAAUUACAUCCGUGGUUUUAACCAUGCUUGUGGCUAUAUAUGCUCACCUCUGAAAGAGAACCCAGCAUAUUCCAAACUGGUGAUGUUUGUCCAGACAGAAAUGAAAGGAAAAUUGUCCCCAUCCAUAGUUGAUGCAACCAUGCCUUCCAACUUAAUAAACUUCAUUCUCAGUGCAAAAGACGGAAUAAAGAUUCAUAAAACUGCAAGACAUGGAUAUCAUCAUAAUGGUCACUCAUCAAUCUUAAAGAAGAAAUGAAGCCGUUCUGCCAUAAACUCAUCUUUGGCAUUUACUGUAGUUUGCCUCUAAAUCAAUAUGCAUAAAUACUGUUAAACUAUCCGAGACAGUAUUCUUGUACAACUUACGGAAGGUACUUUGUGAAAAUAAGAACUCAUAGUUGCAUAAGAGAACAACAUUAAAUAUAGUUUUUAAUCUCACUUGAGCAUAAUGUUAAAUCACAAGCAUUCUUAUGCCCUUUUAUCUUUUCUUUCCCAUUCCCUGAAAAUGCUCUGCAAGAGAAUCAGAAAGAGAGCACAUGCAGUCAGAGGUCAGCUUUAAUUAAAGACUAAAAUUAUUUUA
Molecule: messenger RNA, 1498 nt
Organism: Talpa occidentalis (Iberian mole)
Lineage: Eukaryota; Metazoa; Chordata; Mammalia; Eulipotyphla; Talpidae
Gene: STARD6
Product: StAR related lipid transfer domain containing 6
Exons: 9
Coding region: 500-1177 (225 amino acids)
Molecular function (GO): lipid binding
Source: RefSeq, a predicted model, not a curated record